AUGGUCCGAGUCACCGACGACACUGCGCUCGCGACGGAGCAGCUCGUCGCGUACCACGCCUCGGAUCCGCUCCUCGGCCACCUGCCCAUCGUCGUCCUCUACGGCGCCUCGACGACGGCAAACCACACCCACAACAGCUCGCGCGUCCAGAUCCACGUCCUCUCGCCCGCCGGCCUGCGCAGCUUCCCGCGCCUGACCAUCUCGCCCAACUCGCCCUUCUACGGCGUCGUCGCCCGCCUGCCCCGCGAGUUCCAGGGCGACGAGGUCUACCGCGCCCUCGCCUUUGGCCUCUUCCGCUGCUUCGCGGAGCUGCCCGAGGGCGUCCGCGCCCACCUCCGCAGCGCAUAUCCCACCAGGGGCCGGGGGCCGACCGGGGCGGACGCGCCGCUCUUUAGCGAGCAGCAUGUCGCCAACGUGGUCGCGACCAUGGUCCCGAGCGACAACACGCACGGCGUCGUGUCGGCCAUCCAGGACGCCCUCCAGCCGCAGCACGUCAGCAACCUCGACCUCGACCUCAUCCUGCCCCCGGGCUCUAUUGUCCCGCUUCAGGACGAGGACCUUGAAGAUGUGCCCGAGGACGAAGACGACAUUCUCGACCCCACGCUUCGACAGUACGCCGGAUACACUCCCCUCGUCAAGUUGUUUGGGGAGCCCGUGUUCAUCCCGACGAGUCGACUACGCCGCGCACCGUCCAAGCCGACGUCAAUAAACAAGAGCAAGACCUUUACCGUGGAGCAAAAGAUUGAGCUGCGCAUGAAGCUUGCGGAGCUCGUCGAUACCGAGGAACGCUACGUCUUGAAGCUCAACGAGCUCGCUCACUCUGUCGUCGACAGGUUUCGCGACGGGGUCCAGCAAAGAGAGGGACAGAGCCUCAAUGCGGCCGAGGCUGAACUCGCGCAGCUGUUCCCUGGCGCUGCCGAUGAGAUCCUCAAGCUCAACUCUACAUUCUUGAGAGAACUGCAAAACGUCAUGGACGAGACGGAGGAAGAGGCGUUGGUCGACAUGGAGGGCAGUAGUGCGCAACUCAUGAGUCCUCGCCAGGCUGGCACGGGUCGCCCAAAAGACCCGAUUGGAGCGCUAGCCAUGGCAAAGGUGUUCCUCGAGUGGUUUCCCAAGUUUUCAGACUGCUAUAGAGACUACAUUAAGGCGAGCCAGCACUUCCCGACUUCGAUGGAUGGCUUUCUGGACCCGCAAGCGACGGCCCAGCGAGGUGACCAAGCGACAAAAUCCGCAUUGAUCGAGCCUGUCCAGCGUCUGCCUCGCUACAGCUUGCUGAUCGACCAAAUCGUCGCUUCGCUGCCAAUUACACAUCCCGCGCUGCAGUCCAUGCUGAAGGCAAGAGACAUUAUUACGAAUAUUUGCUCGCUGGACACGGCGGAAACAACCAAACCUCAGCUUGCCAGCCAGCUUCGGAAUAUUGUGGAGGCUUGGCCCGCAGAUCUCGAGCCCAAGGGUCGUCUCAUUGGAGCUGCUGAUUUUAUUGAACUCUCACUUCCAUUCGAGGUCUCCCUGUCGGAGAGUGAUAACAAAGGAAUCCUGCUUCUGUUCGCCGACUGCGUGGCCGUUCUUAAGAAGACCGGCCGCCUCACCGGCAGAGACCUACUACGAGAGAUUGGCAAGCCCUCCGCCGCGGAACUGCUCAUUUCUAUGACGAAUGCCGCAGGUGGCUCCGCAGCGUACGAGUUUGCCUUCACCGGCUGGCAUGACCUCGCAAGCGUUCGCUUCACCGAGUCUGCUAACGGCAGCUUCGCGUGGAUGACAUCGACGCAGAACAUGAAGGGCGUGCACACGGGUGAACACCGCAUCAGCGCAGCGCCAACGGCGAGAUGCUUCCUGCUGCAGGAGCUGUACGAAGGCAAGGCGUCCCGGUGGGCAGAGGAUGUGACCAGGGCGAGGAUUGAAGCGCGCUUCUCGGAGUCUGAAAGAGAAAACCCAUCCUGGACGCUGCGUUCUAUCCGCAUGCCCGAUAGCAAUCUAGGGCUUCACGCAGCGGUCUUUCAGGAAGGCGCUGAUCAGCUUAUCGAGGGUCGCCGUGAGCCCGCUGCGGUGCGCGUUGUCAUCGAUCACGAAAAAGGCACGAAGGGUGCGCCCGUUGGGCACUACGGCGUGGAGAUCGUCAUAACCGUGGCUACCAAUGACAUGAGGCGAAUAUCAAUGAUUACUGCCGGUCUCCAUGGCAAGCAAUACGAAGACAUCGUCGCCUUGGAAGACCUGAUCCCGACGAUGUCGCGACGAAUAAUUCAACUUCUUAAUAGCCAGUUCAACGUCGCCAACAUGGAUCUCACCGCCGCCAUGGUUUCCUACAAUAGCAAAAUCCUCCGCAGCUUGAACUUUUCCGCACAAACCACCCCAAUUCCCCGCGCAGAAAGGACAAGAUCAUUUCUUUCUGCGUCCCCGGUGAAGCUCUUGUCCAACCUUUGGGGGGGCGGGACUACCGGCAACAAUACCGUCAACAGCAACGCUGCCCAUGGAGAUAGCACAGCAUCUGUGGACUCGAUAAUAUCGACUACUACCGUUGCGCGCCAGCCCUCACUCCAUCGCAGCAACAGCCACCACUCGAUAUUGGGAUCCAUUCGGGGCGAGCGUUCCUUUAUCGAAGACACGCCGCCAGACAACCCUAUCUUGCGUCUGGAGGAGACAUUCACAGCAUAUGUAGCCGCACUGCAAGAACGCAAAGGGGCGAUUAGCGGCAGAACGAUGCUGAAUCGGUCCUCUGUCGACGAAGUUCUGGUUAACGACGUUUAUAAUCGCCUCAUCGAGAAUCCCUAUGACUUUGAACUGCCCCUUGAAGUGAGUACGGAAGUCAUAUUUGUGGCUUUUGAAAACUUCCUGCGCAUAGCAUGGAAGGAGCAAAUGGGCGCGGUCAUGUCCAAGCAAGCCAUGGUCACUCUGCAAGACCGCGCGAACCGGAGGGCGCUCGGCGACUUCGCAGACUUUGUCCGCUAUUUGUUCUCCGAUAUGGCGCCUCAGAAUCGCCGCGCCGUCGCUUCACUCAUUAAACUAUUAUCAUAUCUUCUCGAUGGCUGCAGCGAUGACGGUGAUAGAGGCGCUUUGACAAUUGCUUUUGCUGAGCUUCUCGUCAUGGAUGGAACGGCGUCUCACUAUAUUAACCUUCUGGACCGUCUGGUGGAAGACUGUGACCGAAUCUUUGGUAGCGUGAGCCCGAAUCAGAGCUUUUCCUAUGAAGCAUCCACGCUAGGGUCAAUUCGCUCCGCUACGUUACGCAAAGAAGUCUCGAUGACGGGCUCAGUUGCGUCGAAUACCUCCUCCUUGCGCAAAAAGUUUGGACUUGAGUCGUUGAUGCGACAAAACAAGGACGACAGACCCGAACGGCCAUCCGUCUGGAGGAGCCUUAGCAAGCAUCGUAACCCAGCGACAGGAGAGCCCUCGAGCAUCUCGAGACGAACUAUGAGGCAUGGCUUGAUGGGUGAAGAUGGGACCUUGCCUAGACUUCUGCAACGAGGCAACAGCGCCCGGGAGCGACCAACAGUUGCUGGCGCAUUUGACGCGCCGAGCAGGCCGACAAGUUCGCACAGAGCAGAGUUUCCUCUCAACACAAUCGGCGAGCCUCAGCAUGAGAGCGCGACCCCAUCCAGAUUCAAGCAUAAACGCCGAAGCUCGCUCUCUGAUCUGAAGAGCCUGAUGGAGGCCGCAUCUCUAGACGACGAGGGAGAUACCACUCAACCUCUUCAGCUUUCCAACCAGACUCCAGGAAAGGCCAAUACCCCGGCUGGACCGAGACUGCAGCGAGACAUUAGUGGUUGCUCGCAGCAGAAAGAAAACACGAAUGCAGCAGGGAGUGUGAGGUCUUUUGAUAGUGGGAGGGAACCGAGCAAGAUGCCAUCACCUGUCAAGUCCGUUGUCAAGCACGCCAAGGCGCUCUCCGUAUCGAGCAUCCCCAUGCUGAAGCCGGUUCAGCUUGGCCCCUUCACAGCCGGCUCUGCUGGUAAAUCCUCCGGUAGGCUAACACGUUCGCCCGCACGAAUACGACUACAAUCGCCGCAACGGCUUCGGGAUCGUGUGCAGACAAGCAAGACUGCUGUGUACGAAGCCAGCAAAGCACUUCGCGCCGAGCUACAAAGGACCACCGAUCAAGCCUCCCACGGCGACGCAUCUGCCAGCAAGGAAAGCCUCGAACCCGUGCAUGCCUUGAGCGACAAGCUGAACAGGACGAUCCAGGAGCUGCAGGCCAAGUACGCCGCACUGCAGGAGGAGAUGGACACGACGCUCAAGGCCACCGAGGUCAAGAUGCGCUCCAUCGAUCAGCAGCACAAGGAGGUCUCGGCGGAGAAUGAGCUCAUCUACGAAAAGUUCAACGACGAGCUCGGCAAGAUUGUCAAGGCGCUGCGCAGCAAGGGCAAGGAGGAAAAGGAAGAGCUGAUCGGCAAGAUCAAGGAGCAUUCGGAGGAGUCGGCCAAGCUGAGGAGGGAGAAUGGGCGGCUGAAGCGGGAGAACAUCAGUCUGCGCGCGUUAUUGAAACAGCCCGACCAAAGUUAG
Molecule: messenger RNA, 4497 nt
Organism: Cordyceps fumosorosea ARSEF 2679
Lineage: Eukaryota; Fungi; Ascomycota; Sordariomycetes; Hypocreales; Cordycipitaceae
Product: rho guanyl nucleotide exchange factor
Exons: 2
Coding region: 1-4497 (1498 amino acids)
Molecular function (GO): guanyl-nucleotide exchange factor activity
Source: RefSeq, a predicted model, not a curated record